CAUUGCUGUCAAAAAUCUAGUCUUGAGCAAAUCCCUUGCAGAAGUUUGAUUUAAAAGUUUGACCUGGACUUGUGAUAUAUCUUACAAAUGUCAACUCAGAUUAUAUUUUUGUCACCCGAAAACACAAUUCGCAGUCUCUAAACAGAGCAUGUACACUAGAAAGAACGCACUGGUGUACUUUGUUGUUCUACUUGUGAUCCAACCAUGCAUUUGUUUGGACUCCAUCACACAGACACAACCUCUUAAAGAUGGUGAUGUUCUUAUCUCUCAGGGGGAAUACUUUGAGAUUGGAUUCUUUUCCCCUGGAAGCUCUAGCAACCGUUAUGUCGGUGUUUGGUAUCACCAGAUUCCGGAAAAAAAUGUUGUCUGGGUGGCUAACAGAGAUAGUCCUGUGAAAAACACUUCUGGGGUUCUGUCUGUAGAUGGAACAGGACAGCUUGUUCUAUCUUACAGCGGAACUCCACAAGCUUUAAUCUGGUCAAGUAAUGUUUCAGGAUCCGGAGAUAGCAGGUUCUCAGCUAAGAUACUGGAUACUGGAAAUUUUGUUUUGUUCAAGGAUGAAUACAGCGAAAAGAAUGUCAUCUGGCAAGGAUUUGACCAUCCAACGGAUACACAUCUUCCAGGAAUGAAGAUUGGGUGGAACAAAAAGACUGGAGAAAAUAGGUUCAUCACUUCUUGGAAGUCACCUGAAAAUCCAGGAACAGGUCAGUACUCUUUUAAAUUUGAUGCUAAUGAAUCCAACCCCCAAGUGUUCAUUUACAAUGGUGCUGAAAAGUUGAUGCGAAUUGGACCCUGGAAUGGCGUUACCUUUAGUGGUUAUCCGGAAUUUACAGUAAGUGGUGCUUAUCAAGUCUCCAAGCUUAUAUAUAUUGACAAUGAAGAAGAGGUGUCCUGGUACUAUACUAUAAAUAAUCCUGCAAAUAUUACAAAAUUUGUACUGAAUGAGACGAGAGGUCUAGCGCAAAGGUUAAAUUGGGAUCCAGUCACGCAAAAAUGGUAUCCAUUCUGGACAGGGCCAGAAGAUUUGUGUGACUUUUAUAGGCAUUGUGGUGCAUUUAGUACUUGCAACCCGGCCAAUGUUGGUGCGCAAGGUUGUGAGUGUCUUCCAGGAUACGUGUCUCAAGGAAAUCCUCUGCGAGAUAGAUCUCAGUGUCUGAGGAAAUCUGAGGCCCUCGUGUGUGGAAAGGGGGAGGGGUUCGUGGAGGUCUCAGGAGUAAAGGUUCCAGACACCAGCACCGCACAUUUGGAGUCAGAUAUUACACUUAAAGCUUGCAACAACUUAUGCUUGAAAAACUGCUCCUGUACCGGAUACACAAUUGCUAAUAUCAGUAACGGUGUUGGAUGUUUAACAUGGUACGGAGACCUGGUAGAUAUUCGACAAUACUCUGAUGGAGGUCAGGUUCUUUAUGUAAGGGUAGAUCAUCACGAGUUAGCUGACUCAAAGCAGAGACUCCUGAGAGUUUUGCUUCCAGUACUGGUUGCCAUCUUACUCAUAAUAAUUGCAUUUGGAUAUUGGUUGCUCUGGAAGAAGAAAAAGAGAGGAGGCAGCAAACGACUGGAAUUGUUUAACAGUCUGGAAAAUAGUGAUGAAAGAGGAACAAGUAGCACAGAGGUGCACUGUUUUCCACUGAGUAUUAUUAUUGCAGCCACAAACAACUUUGCAUUUUCUGAGAAGUUAGGAGAAGGUGGUUUUGGCACCGUGUACAAGGGGAAGCUGCCAAACGGACCAGAUAUUGCAGUGAAAAGAUUAUCAAUUACAUCAAGUCAAGGGAUAGAGGAAUUCAAAAAUGAAAUCCUUCUUAUAGCGAAACUUCAACACAGGAACCUAGUUAGACUAUUGGGAUAUUGCAUCGAACAAGAGAAAAUGUUGAUCUACGAGUACUUGCCAAACGGAGCACUAGACUGCUUCAUUUUUGCAAAAAAGUCGGUGCUAGAUUGGCAGACACGCUUUGAUAUUGCAAUGGGAAUUGCUCGAGGAAUGCUAUAUCUUCACCAGGACUCCAGAUUAAGAAUUAUUCACAGAGAUUUAAAAGCUAGCAAUGUAUUACUCGAUGCUUCCAUGAACCCUAAAAUAUCAGAUUUUGGCAUGGCUCGAAUAGUUGGCAGCGACCAAAAUGAGGAAACAACGAACAGAGUUGUGGGAACAUAUGGUUACAUGUCACCAGAAUAUGCUAUGGAAGGACAUUUCUCAAUAAAAUCAGAUGUUUUCAGCUUCGGCGUUCUACUACUGGAGAUCACCAGUGGCAGAAGGAACAACAGUAGUUUCGAUGCUGAAAACUCUUUAAAUUUAAUUGGUCAUAUUUGGGAUCGCUGGCUACAAGGUACACCACUGGAAGUAGUUGAUCGGUCACUGGGUGAAUCAUAUGUUGUUGAAGAAGUUUUAAGAUGCAUUCAUAUUGGCUUAUUGUGUGUACAAGAAUCUGCAGCUGUUCGUCCAACUAUGUCGGAGGUAGUCACUAUGUUGUGUAACGAGAGGAUUCCUUCAUCUCCACCAGAACAGCCUGCAUUUAUAAAUAGAGCGACGGGAUAUUUUGGACCUGUAAGGUCAAGUUCUUCUGGAAAUGGAGCCAUUGCUGUUACGGAAAUGACAGUUAGUAUGAUUGAAGGUCGAUAACAAGGUGAGAGAAUUGUACCAUAGUAUGAUUUAGAUCCAAAUACAGGUACAUUAUGUUAAUCACAGUAAUUUGUAUACAAUUUUCGAUCCUCAAAAUGUUUUGAUAUUCAUACAAGUUCAUAGUAACUGUUGGUAA
Molecule: messenger RNA, 2750 nt
Organism: Daucus carota subsp. sativus
Lineage: Eukaryota; Viridiplantae; Streptophyta; Magnoliopsida; Apiales; Apiaceae
Product: G-type lectin S-receptor-like serine/threonine-protein kinase At1g11410
Exons: 7
Coding region: 149-2614 (821 amino acids)
Biological process (GO): protein phosphorylation; recognition of pollen
Molecular function (GO): protein serine/threonine kinase activity; ATP binding
Source: RefSeq, a predicted model, not a curated record